This is a messenger RNA of Spirometra erinaceieuropaei, 1416 nucleotides long. The record is from the annotation of a GenBank genome assembly. Lineage: Eukaryota; Metazoa; Platyhelminthes; Cestoda; Diphyllobothriidea; Diphyllobothriidae.
AUGCGAGCGAUAGUUGAAAGACUGCCUCGCCGCGAUCUGCUGAUUGUUGCUGGCGAUUGGAAUGGUCGAACUGGACCUGACGACCCCACAACCAGUCAUCUUCUUGGCCGCUUUGGGCUUGGUUCCCGAUGUGAAAAUGGUGAGAGAUUGCUGAACUUCGCUGAUCUAAACCGCCUGCUUGUCACCAACACAUGUUUCCAGCAUCGCAAAAAACAUCUGCUGACCUGGUAUUCAAACGACGGUCGUACGGCCAGUCAGAUUGACUACAUACUAGUCAGCUCAAGGUUCCGCAGCUGGGUUCACGAUAGCAGAUCGAUGCGUGGUGCCGAGACUGGUAACGCCCAUGGGUCGGACCAUGUCCUCGUCCGUACACGCCUGAAAGUUCAUCUCUCAUCCGCACCAAAAAUGCCACGUCCUAGACGCCUCAAUGUCGCAAAAAUCCGGCAAGCCAGCACUGCCGAGGCCCUAAGCAGAGAAAUCCGGACCUGUUUUACGGCCCGAGCCGACGGAGAAGUCAGUAACCAGUGGUUGUCACUGAAGACCUCAGUCUAUGGGGCAGCUGAGGAAAUCCUUGGAUACACCCAGCGACGCCGCAGUGACUGGAUCAGCGGAAGAACCCUGCAGUUGUCUGCUCAGACGGCUAGAGCCAGGUCCCGCAACGAUGACUACUUCCGCCAAAUUCGGAAGAUGACGGCAAAAUCGGCCAGGGAUGACCGGAAACAAUAUUGGGCUGAAAUAGCGACAUCCAUGGAACAGGCCUCGAACGUUGGUGACACUCGAAAGCUCUAUCGUCUGAUCCGCCAAGUUAGCGGUAAGCCCUCUACGCUUAGUGACUCUGUUCGCGAUGUGAACGGCGGCUUUAUUGCUGACAACUCGGCCAAAGUCGAGCGCUGGCGUGAGCACUUUGAGCACCAUCUCAACUUCGACGCUCAACCUACAUCGCCCUUGUUCUCCUCCUCAGCGGAGUUUCUUCCCUCUCCUACCUAUGCAGUGCCAUGCGAUCCCCCCUCCGAGGAAGAAGUCGCCGAUGCCAUACGAAAGUUGCGCAACAGUAAGGCACCCGGAGAGGACGGUAUACCCGCUGAAAUCUCUAAGUCUUGUGUCGACACUCUGGCGCCCUGGCUCCAUGAGGUGAGUGAACGAGCGUGGAGAGACGAGAUUGUUCCUGAUGACUGGGGCUUAGGCAUCCUUGUAACUAUCCUCAAGAAGGGAGAUAAGACAAGAUGCGAGAACUACCGCGGCAUAAGUCUCAUCGACGUUACUGCGAAGGUCUUCGCUAUUGUCCUACUCAGACGAUUCCAGGCUGUGCGUGACUCAAGGACGAGGCCCAACCAAGCCGGAUUUCGUGCUGGACGUGGAUGCGCAGAUCAGAUAUUCACACUGAGGCGCAUUCUCGAAUUUCGCCAUAGCUACUAA